This is a messenger RNA of Didymodactylos carnosus, 648 nucleotides long. The record is from the annotation of a GenBank genome assembly. NCBI's taxonomy places the organism in Eukaryota, Metazoa, Rotifera, Eurotatoria, Philodinida, Philodinidae.
AUGGAUACGACAUCCUCAUCAUUCCAUGAACAUAAUUCGGCUCGUGGUGAUUACCUGUUCGGCAAAACACAAUUAUUACCAUCACAUAUAGAUCGAAAUUUUGAACAAUAUCUUGCUGAUCAUCAUGUUCAUCCAUCUUAUGUUAAAUUUCCUUUAAUUACAUCUCAUAGACAAAAACAACAUAUCAGUACAGCACUUAAAUCCAAUAGAUACAUAGAUGAUAGACAAAAAUCAUUUGAAACAGUAUUUUCACAAAAUUCAAAAUUAUUAUCCAAUUCUUUAUCAUCAUCUUGGAAUACAAAUGAAAAUGAUACUAUUCAUCAAAAACAGUUGUCACCAAUUAAUACAAUUUUAGCUAAUAAUGAAAAAUAUCGUCGUUCUCAUGCAAAACUUAUUGAAUAUAAACAACAAAGUAAAAUACAAGGUAUUCAAAUACCAAAAGUCGAUAUACAAUUAUCAAAUAAUCAUAAUAAUAGCCCGCCGAGUACGUUAGUAUUACGGGAAGUUAUUGAAAAUAAAACAAAAGAAAAAAAUGGUGCCAUUGGUGGUGAAGAUCUUGUUGAUGAUGAAUCAAUUAUAAGUGUUGAAGGUUCUCAUCGUGCAAAGGUUUGGGUUAGAGAACAUCAAUAUUUUUUUAAUAAUUAUUAA